AUGGAGAGGUUAACGCUUAGCCGGCGAUCAACGCUGGACGAUCGAGUUGGAUGUCUUCCAGCGGGCGACGGUUUACCAGUAUGGUCAAAGAUUCCAUUAGAUGCAAAACUGCCGAUGAUGCAAAACCCCAAGGGUGCUGUUACUAUAUUCACAACGAAACUCGGAGAACCGAAACAUCGCAGUAAACAAGAGUAUACUUUUGAUUUGCGCGAUCCAUGUGGGAAAUACAUAUCCAACGAGUACCAGCCACUGCACGACCCCCAUCUGAAGUCACACUUCAGCACAAACGUCAUGCGGCGUCACCUAUUCAGGAAGGGGUUUAUUUCCGAAGAUGGAAACGUUUUGUGUUCCUUGAGAGAGUUUAACCAGUACAGAAAAUACUUGAGACACAUUUUCCUUCUUGAAAUAGCCAAAGAAAGACAAGAGGAGAAGGAGAAUCGCCUAAAAGAAAAAAAUGCCCGACAAGAGGCAGAUGUUGAACGAGAGCCGUCCAAGGGCACGCUGGUCCGCAGGCGCUUGCAACAGCAGAGGGAACGGGGCCACUCAAAACUACAGGCCACCAUGAGCUCGAACACUGAUCGGUUAGAGAACCGGCUGCGGCACAUUCGGCAGGAGAUGGCGGCCCGGGAGCGAAGGCAGCGUGAGGAAGCGGAGCGCCGACAGAUGACUGUCCUCAAAAACCUACGGGAGAACCACCGGCGGGGGGAGAUGCUGAAAAGGCGAUGGCACCAGAGGGACCGCAUGAGGAGGCAGCUCAUCGCUGAUCGGGACACACAGCGCCGCCUUCAGACCGAACUCAAGUGCAUGUCAACAUGGAAUGCGCGCAAGGCGGCCCAGAGCGCGAUGAUAUCACGCGACCAGCGGAUUCUCGAGCAAGACGAUGCUGCACGUGCCGACAACAUUGCCAAGCGUGAUCAACUGACCAGCAGACAGCGCGAUCUGAUGGGAAGAAAAAUCGAGAAAUACAAGCAAACGGCACGCGAGCAGAAGCUGAAAAAGGAGCAGCUGUAUUUCAAGCGUCUGGAUGAGAAGAUCGCCGCCAUUGAACAACAGACAAAACGUAAAGGUCGGCGACACCCAAAGAAUAGUUUACUGAGCACGUGGAAGUUGGAGGACGUUCUCAAGUCGCUAGACGUCCCCGGUAUCAGCCAGGAUGAGCGGGACCCGUCGUUCAUGGCAAUGCUAAACGCAGCAAUAGACGGGGCUGUGGACACCGUCACCGGGCCCUCCCUUACGGUCACUAUUGGGGCAAAAGCGAGUGAGCUCGUCCAGGAGGUUAUCUCUAAGGUUAAAAAUGACAUCUACCCGCAGUACUUAAAUAUUCUUGGAGAGGAUGACGUUUCGGAGUCAGUGGAUAACGAAGCUACGAAAAGCAAGUCAGUGAGGUUUAGUAACGAGGAGGCGGAGAUCACACCCGGACCGCCCGCCGAGUCCGUUCCCGCUAACAGCGCCAGUAGCGAGUCGGAGGCGCCUCAUUUCAAGCCGGUGGCCGAGCACGUGCUCACCCCGUGCCCCUCCGCUAUGGAGAUGGAGGCAAUCAUGGGAUCCCCGACAGCCGCCGACAAGACGAUAUCCCUCUCGUUCGUGGAGACGCUGCUGCUUCGCCUGCUCGAUGACCUGAACAGCGGUCAACUGAGCAAGGACGACAUCAUGAAGCUGGCCACCUAUUCCAUGGACAUAAUAUCAUCUGAGAUUGAACCAUGCGCCAUAACGCAUAAUCCUGAUGCUCCUGAGGAGUCUGAGUCAGCAGCUAGUGCGCUCGUUACCGAAAGCUCCUCUUCAGUGGUCGCUGCAAAGAUGGUAGAUUUCACAUUGAGCAAGAUACUGAACAACAUACAAUCGGAUGCUAUCCAUCCCGAGGACCUGGCAUCGUUAACAGUGACGUUUAUAGACAACGUCACGGGAGCUGAUAAGGACACAGAUAGUUCAAGCGAAGCUGAAUUAGAUGAAUACAUUGAAAAAACCAUACGCACGGCGACGUCAUCAGCAACAAAUCCCCGCGAGGAUUCUCCUGUCUGUGACGCCUUGCUCGACGACUUCAUGGUUCGGACGCUCGAGCGGCUCAUUACAGACUUGGACAAUGAAAAUCUCACCACAGAACAGGUCCGGCAGCUGGCAGUUUCGGUUCAACAAGAGUCCAAGUCAACUGUCCGGCCAGGUUGUGAGGACGAGAUUCCUGCUGAAAAAGAGAAUAUCCAAGUUGUGCUUCAAAAUAUACUCGGCCAGCUCCAUUCCGGUUCUAUUGACUUUCAGACUUUGUAUCAAACAGUAUUUGCAAUUGUUUACACAUAUAAGCAAAUAAAAGAAACCACAUCGACCGACUAUGAACAGCGAAUAACAGAUCUUCUAAAGGACCUAAUGACAGCUGUCGAAUCAAAAGUGAUCUCUGGAAAAAUCGUCGACGUAAACAUCAACAUCGUUCGAGAAGCUAGUAAUAGACUGAGCAAGUCGGCACUCGAAAUCAGUCAGAUUGAUCAAAUCACCCCUAGUAUCGCCGUAGUUGCCGACAUACAGAACAUCGACCGGGAUUGUUCGUCGGAGGCUGCACGUUUCGCCUUGGAAAGUGCCCUCUCGCAGGCCAGAGAGAAGCUUGACGCGGACAUGCCUGAUGCUGACAUUCAGCAGAGUGUCCAGAGCGUUGCCGAGGCAGUCAUCACCGUCCUGCCGGAAAGGGACUCCCCGAAUAUAGUGGCCAUAUUUUUCGAGUUGAUGCAGGCCCUGAAGUCACACGCCCAGGAGCACAGAGGCAUUGCUGACAUCUCGUUGGAAGACAUCAAUGCCCUAACUGACCAAAUCGCCAGUAAUGCGCUGACCGAUACAAACAUUAUGGAUAUGGCUCACGCUGUGGUAGAUUCUGUUAAUACCCCAGUCAAGUCUGAUUCUUCCUUCAUUGCGAAUGAAGCUGUGAAGAGCUCACUUAAAGAUGUUUUGAAACGUCUUACAGAAGGAGCUAUCGAGGCGAAAAUAAUCGCCGACAUUGUGGCCUCUCUCCAGUCAUGCUGCGCCGCUGCGGAUUCGCAGAUGGUGAACUCGCCGACGUUCCUAAGUUCACUGGCGGUAUUGCUCCGCACAAUUCUAGACAGCCUCACCUACAGGUUACAGACGGGCGAACUGAGCGAGGAAGACAUCGGGGAAAUAUCGGCCACAGUACAGAAUACCGUUUUGGCAAACUCCAAGGGAACAAGCGCUCAAAAAGGUGGACAGGGAGGUACGACCAUGCCAGCUAAUCCCCCAAACACUCACGCGACCACGAGUGGUGACAAGCAGAACACAUCAAUCCCACCUCUUGAAACGGUUCUGCUUUUGGAGCACAUCCACCAGCUUGUGAAAACAGUAGAAAAUGGAGAUAUCGCCGAGAAUCAUGCGCGAGAGCUUGGAAUGAAAAUGAUAGAGUGUGGCAAAAAGCUUUUGAAUGAAUCUGGGAUUGGAACUCCUUGCACCGACACUAGUUUGUUCGCAGAUAGUCUCGUUGAAGAAGUGAUUCGCACGCUUCAAAUCGAGAUCGAGAGCGGACGGAUACCCAGCGAGUCACUGAAGGAAGUCACAAAAGCGAUUAUUUCCACAUCGACGUCGACGGCAGCCCUGGAGGCUGUUGAUACAGCCCUUCGGAGCAUUUAUCGCGAUGUUGAAAUCAUUGGCUGCCUGCCGUCACAGAUAGACUCUCUUCCAGCGCUCCCUUCUGCCUCCGCCUCCACGAUCGCUUCCUAUGUGGUCGCUCAUACCAUCGAAUCUAUUUGCAAGGAAAUCACUGCGCACGGUGUCCCGGCUCAUAUGCUAUCAUCGAUGGCUUCUUCAAUCGUUACAAUGCUUUCUGGAAAUGAAGAACUACACUUGCCUGCAGACUUUCAGAAUUACAGGCCAAUCAUACAAGACAUUGUCAAAAGUCUUCGAAAUGACAAACUGAGAGAACCUUGUGCAAAAGAGAUAUUUUCUCUAAUACUAACAAACUACAAGACUUAUGUUUUACGACCAGUUGACGACGAGGAGUUAUUAUUGGAGCGUCUCCCAGAUGAUGACCUUCAGCUUGUGAACGACCUGGUGGCAGAGACCCUUAAUAACGUUGGCAGGAGUGUAGACAAGGGCCGCAUGGCCAACAAGGCCUUCUCCAUCCCGUCCCUCGCACACUCGGACGACUCCUCUGUUAUCGCCGAGCGCCUUAUUGAUGUCUGUAUUGAGAAUAUCCAGCAGGAUCUGGCGGCCGAGGAGCGCCGGCUCUCCAUGCCGAGUAAGGACUUGGUUGAGUUUAUCCUGGAAAUCGUCACAACACUUGAGAUGGAACUUGCUCAAGGUUCUGUUUCAAACAUUUCAAUGGCUCAUUUUUAUAAGGCGAUUUCCGGCGAUCAGUCUGAUAUUAAAGCAUUGGAACAAAACGCAAUGGGGAACUUGAGUCGAGUAAUCAACGACAUCAGUACUUCCCGCGGCCAGUCAGUUUAUGUUCAUAGAAUACUCGACACUUACUUGCUACCAAACCAUGCAACUGAUGGAGUGUUCGAGGAUCCACUAAAGGCAAUCGAUUCCAUUUUAAUGAAUGUUAGCUCAGAUAUUCUAACUAAGUUUGUGAAAGCGACUUUGCAGACGAUCUUGGUGGAAAUCCGUAGUGACGACACACUGCUGCACGACCGGCCCCCCUCUGUGUAUGUGUUACGGUCGGCGUCCUCUGUCAUCGCAGAAAACGUGAUUAAGGAAGUCAUCAGCCGCAUCAAGAACGACAUGUCGAAGUCCGUCUACAAGAUCCACGGCACGGUUAGCAAGCGGGACAUCGAGCGUGCGGCAAGCCGACUGCUGAGUGAGUCUCCAAAGAUACCCACACAUAAAGACAACCUCGAGGUUACAGAUCAACACAGUAUGAAUUCUGUCAACUUAAAGGAACUCGAAGACCUUGUGCUUGAAUCGCUACAUAACAUAGUAUCCAACCUACGAUUGGAGCAAUCAAUGCAUCCUCACAAACCUGCAGAUGCUCACGACGUUUUUGACGUUUCACAAGAGAUCGGCGACUUUGUCUUUGACACGCUGCAGGAAAUUGUUCUCGAUCAGCAGGAUCGUCGUUCACAACUUGAUCUCGGUGUAACAAAAACAGGCAGCAAAUACACGGGGUCUUCAAUCGAGCUAGUGUCCGGGGAGAGCAAGGUUGCAGCAACCUACGUGAACGAGGUACUGCACCAUGUACUGGAGGAGAUGCGCCAGGAGCUGGUAGUGGGUCAGUCUAACGUGUCCGACUCCGAACAGUCCGCGGACCACGUCUCCUCCAACCUUCAGGUGACCAUCAUCGACAGCAUCCAGCGGGCCCUCUCCAACUCAAACAUAAGCAAGCUACACACAGAGGCUCUUCAACCAUACCAGCAGGAAGAUGUGAGAAACAUCCUCAUCAACAGCAUGAACAAGACAAUUGAGAAUAUCAGUUCAGGGAAAUUCUCGUCAACCGAUCUCAUUGAAAUGCACACAUCUUGUGUCAGAGCUUUACAAGACCAGCAAGUAGCAGGUAUGGAUUCUGUUACGGCUGAAAAUGUUGCCAACUUGAUGCAGCAGGUUUUGAUCAAGAUAAAAGGAAUGCAGUUGACGAAUGAUACCGUUUAUGAACUUUCCAUGCAGUUAGCUACUCUCGGAAUGGACGACCAAGACCGACAGGAACCGGAAGCUGUCCACAGCAACUCCUCUGUUGCUUCAUCUAAAAUCAACGAUCUUAUAACUAACGCGCUAGGUCAGAUUGCAGCACAGCUGGAAAAACUUCCUCACUUUGGCAACUCGGAAAGAAAAGCAGACGAACAGGGAUCAGGAAUUUCCAAAACUGACAAGAACUACAACAGAAAGAAAUCUGCGACCAAUUCUGACGCAAACAGCGUUGCUACAGAAAGUACUACUAGCUCAGUGAGUAUAGGUCAAUCUUGCCCUACAAGAAUUUCGUUGGAUAUCGAAACAGAAAGCAAUCCAAAAAAGAGUUCAAACAAGACAAUCGUUUUCUCUGAGAAAAAAAUGGUAAAACGACCUUCAGAAACAAGACCAUUACACUCGAAUGUCAGAAACUCAGAUAUUGAUAGAACCAAGAAGUCGAAAAACGUUUCCACAGUUUCGCCAGCAAAGGUUCACGGUUCUUCCGCAGCUCCGAGGCACCCGGCUAUUGCCUGCUACAUCAACACAAAGGUAUCACGAACACCAAAGCCCGAAAAUAUAUCUUCAGAGACGAGAUAUUUGGUGAAGAAAACCGCUUCACAUGUGAGACCUAACAUUGCAAAAACAACUACGACGCCCAAGAGAAACUUCAAACCAAAGAAAAAUAGCAAUACAACGAAGGACUUUGCAGUGCCGGAAGUGCGGAAUGUGGACGGAAAAAGUGGCUACGAUGCGAAAGUGAACCUUGCUGGACCGCUUGAGUUGCGGUCACUGUGUGGCUCCCACAGAGCGGAGGUGUAUUACCGGAAGGAGGUAGAGCCGCACGCUCCUCCCCUCCAGCACCACGUGGAGCAAUGGUAG
Messenger RNA from Mya arenaria, 6468 nucleotides. RefSeq lists its product as uncharacterized. Lineage: Eukaryota; Metazoa; Mollusca; Bivalvia; Myida; Myidae. The transcript has 12 exons. The record is from RefSeq and is a predicted model, not a curated record. The coding region runs from base 1 to 6468 and encodes 2155 amino acids.